UAAAAACCCGGCGCGCAGAACGGCAGCCGAAGUCCUCGUAUAGUUUGACUAGUCUGGGCUACUGCUUGAACUGAGCAUCAUCUCUCUCUCUCUCUCUCUCUCUCUAUCCCUCCUGUCUACUAUUCUAACUGGAAGGUUGGAAGAGUGUCGCCUGGCAACGCAGGUACAAGAUACGGCUGAAAAGGAGAAGAUUAAAUCCAGACUUCACAUACAGCAUUUGAGAAAUCUGGAAAAGAAGAAAACAUGAAUGCUCCGCACUUUUCCAUAGACUUGCUGCUGUUGUGCAUAUCUUGCGGAGCAAGUGUUUUGGCAGCCAACUCUCCCACCGUGUCCUCGACGCUGCCAGCCACCAAUUUCACCGACCUUGGCUCAGCGUUCAGCUAUGGGGAAGCAGACAGCAAGAAUAUUAUUCUGACCAGGAAGAAGCGUUAUAUUUCCCAAAACGACAUGCUUGUCAUUCUCGAUUAUCACAAUAAAGUAAGAGGGAAAGUUUUCCCUCCGGCAUCUAAUAUGGAGUACAUGACGUGGGACGAGACCCUGUCUAAAUCAGCUGAGGACUGGGCCCACGCGUGUCUGUGGGAGCACGGACCUCGACACCUCCUCAGGUUCCUGGGCCAGAACCUCUCUGUCAGGACCGGACGCUACCGCUCUAUUCUCCAGUUAGUGAAGCCCUGGCAUGAUGAAGUGAAGGACUAUGUGUUCCCUUACCCCCGGGACUGCAACCCCAGAUGCCCCCUUAAAUGCUACGGACCCAUGUGUACACAUUAUACACAGAUGGUUUGGGCCACAACAAACAAAGUUGGCUGUGCGAUACACACCUGUCACAAUAUGAACGUGUGGGGGAACGUGUGGAAACGGACAACAUACUUAGUGUGUAACUAUUCAUCUAAGGGGAACUGGAUCGGAGAGGCACCCUACAAAGUAGGCGUCCCGUGUUCCGCCUGUCCCCCGAGCUACGGAGGCUCCUGUUCCAACAACAUGUGCUUCCCAGCCCUCAACACAAACUAUCUGCAGUGGUUCAAAUAGAGCCAGGAGUCCCUGUCCAGACUAAGGCUGCGUCCCAAAUCACACCCUAUUCCCUAUUGCCAUUUGGUGCUAACCCGCUGACCCCCGACCCCAACACAGAGACUUUCCCGCUUGAAGGAUUUGCACAACAUUCGUGGAAAACACACUUAUUUAAGAUUAAAGCAUACAUUUAUAAUAAAUAAUAAUGUGUACAUAGAAUUCAUG
Oncorhynchus gorbuscha (pink salmon) is the source of this 1230-nucleotide messenger RNA. Its product is annotated as peptidase inhibitor 15-A-like. NCBI's taxonomy places the organism in Eukaryota, Metazoa, Chordata, Actinopteri, Salmoniformes, Salmonidae. The transcript is spliced from 6 exons. The record is from RefSeq and is a predicted model, not a curated record. Bases 244 to 1026 code for a protein of 260 amino acids.